Rangifer tarandus platyrhynchus (Svalbard reindeer) is the source of this 690-nucleotide messenger RNA. NCBI's taxonomy places the organism in Eukaryota, Metazoa, Chordata, Mammalia, Artiodactyla, Cervidae. The record is from the annotation of a GenBank genome assembly.
AUGGGGCCCCCCAAGAGGAGCCUGCGGAUGGUGGGUGCUGCAGAGACGCUCACUCAGAGCCCCCCCAGUGUCUCGGGGCGGGAGCUGACCCCCCAGGCCGGGACGGCCGAUCGCAGCUGGGGAAAGGGCGCGGGGCAGAGCUCACGGCCUCGCCAGGGCCGAGGGCACAGGCCGCAGGAGAGCAGGCCGCUGAGGACAGAUCGAGCCCUCUUCAGACAGAAGAGAAGGCGCUGGCGGACGUUACAGGUGCCUCACGAGGAGAGCGGCAUCUUGUUCCUCCAGGAGUCGAGGGAGGACGACCUGGAAGGCCAGGAGCUGGAGAGGGUGUCGGGGCGUCAGAAGACCGAGGCCAAGAGGGAACAAAACGAAGAGGGCCUGGGGGAGGAGAAGGGGGGGUGUGGGGGCCCCGCGGCCGUGGCACUGCCGCCGAACUGGAGACAGCGGGCCCUCCUGCUGCAGUUCCCGGCAGCGCCCUGGAUGCGUCCUCUGGUGUUUUCUGUCAGGCUGCAGACCUACACUCCCCCUCAGCCCCGGGUGUCGGGGCGGCAUGAAGAUGAAUUUUUGGAGUGUUUUCAGGCAAAUGGCGUACAAACCACAGACCAUGUCAGGACCGCAGAGCCGCUGCACUCCCUGACGGACGGGAGUCACUUCCGGGAGCGAGUCCUCCACGUCCUGACAGCCACGUGCUGA